This is a messenger RNA of Pseudopodoces humilis (Tibetan ground-tit), 8100 nucleotides long. It is a transcript of the gene PBRM1, whose product is annotated as polybromo 1. Lineage: Eukaryota; Metazoa; Chordata; Aves; Passeriformes; Paridae. Gene Ontology annotation, biological process: transcription elongation by RNA polymerase II; chromatin remodeling. The record is from RefSeq and is a predicted model, not a curated record. Gene Ontology annotation, cellular component: SWI/SNF complex; RSC-type complex. Gene Ontology annotation, molecular function: chromatin binding; protein binding.
CCCGCGCACCCACCCCGGGUCGGCCGCGGCUGCGGGAGGCGGAGCGGAGCCAGCGGGUUGUGGCUGUACUAACACCAUUACUGGUUUGCCACUCUUAGAGUGUCCCCUUCUCGCAGUAUCUGUGCUUGCCCAUCAGACACUAUGAGGAGAUUGGCUUUUCGAGGUGCUGGUUCUACUCUGGUAAAUCUGAAGAAGUUGGAUUCCAUGGGUUCCAAGAGGCGAAGAGCUACCUCUCCUUCCAGCAGCAUCAGCGGUGGAGACUUCGAUGAUGCCCAUCACUCCACCAAUAUACCAGGCCCAAGCAGGAAGAGGAGGAGACUUUCCAAUCUCCCAACUGUAGAUCCUAUUGCUGUCUGCCAUGAGCUCUACAACACCAUCAGAGACUACAAAGAUGAGCAGGGCAGGCUCCUUUGUGAGCUCUUCAUCAGGGCACCCAAGAGAAGAAAUCAGCCAGAUUAUUAUGAAGUGGUUUCUCAGCCAAUUGAUUUAAUGAAAAUCCAGCAAAAGCUGAAGAUGGAGGAAUAUGAUGAUGUGAAUGUGCUGACUGCUGAUUUCCAGCUUCUCUUUAACAAUGCAAAGGCUUACUAUAAGCCAGAUUCUCCUGAAUAUAAAGCUGCCUGCAAACUGUGGGAGCUGUAUUUGCGCACAAAAAAUGAAUUUGUUCAGAAAGGUGAUCCUGAGGAGGAUGAUGAUGAUGACGAAGGACAUGACAAUCAAGCAAAUUCUGAAUUAUCAUCUCCAGGUUACCUGAAGGAAAUUCUGGAACAGCUUCUUGAAGCUGUAGCUGUUGCCACAAACCCCUCAGGACGCCUCAUAAGUGAACUGUUUCAGAAACUUCCUUCUAAAGUGCAAUAUCCAGAUUAUUAUGCAAUAAUAAAGGAACCCAUAGAUCUUAAAACUAUUGCCCAAAGGAUACAGAAUGGAACUUAUAAAAGCAUUCAUGCCAUGGCCAAGGACAUAGAUCUUCUGGCAAAGAAUGCCAAAACCUACAAUGAGCCUGGAUCCCAAGUAUUCAAGGAUGCAAAUGCGAUUAAAAAGAUAUUUAAUAUGAAAAAAGCUGAGAUUGAACACAGUGAGUUGGCCAAGUCAAGUCUCCGAAUCAGGACUGCAUCAAAUUUGGCUGCUUCCAAGCUGACAGGUCCUUCCUCACAGGGUAAAGGCAGUGUUGGGGAUGAGAGAAAUUCUUCUAACAAAUAUUAUCGUAACAAAAGAUCAGCCCAAGGGGAUCGUUUAUCAGCAAUAACCAUGGCAUUGCAAUAUGGAUCAGAAAGCGAUGAGGAUGCAGCUUUGGCUGCUGCUGCUCGUUACGAAGAGGGAGAGUCUGAAGCUGAGAGCAUUACCUCCUUUAUGGACACUUCUAAUCCUCUUUACCAGCUUUAUGACACUAUUAGAAGUUGCCGUAAUAACCAGGGCCAGCUCAUCUCUGAACCCUUUUUCCACUUGCCCUCCAAGAAAAAGUAUCCUGAUUAUUAUCAGCAGAUUAAAACUCCCAUUUCAUUGCAGCAGAUCAGAACCAAGCUGAAGAACCACGAGUAUGAAACUUUAGAUCAGUUGGAGGCUGAUCUGAAUUUGAUGUUUGAAAAUGCCAAGCGCUACAAUGUCCCCAAUUCUGCCAUCUAUAAAAGAGUGCUGAAAAUGCAGCAGGUUAUGCAAGCAAAGAAGAAGGAGCUUGCUAGGAGAGAUGACAUUGAGGAUGGGGACAGCAUGAUUUCUUCUGCUACAUCUGAUACUGGAAGCUCAAAAAGGAAAAGUAAAAAGAACAUACGAAAGCAGCGGAUGAAGAUCUUGUACAACGCGGUUCUGGAAGCUCGAGAGCCCGGCACAGGCAGGCGGCUCUGUGAUCUGUUCAUGGUUAAGCCAUCCAAAAAGGACUAUCCAGACUAUUAUAAAAUUAUCCUGGAGCCAAUGGACUUGAAGAUGAUAGAGCACAAUAUCCGCAAUGACAAGUACGCGGCGGAGGAGGCCAUGAUUGAGGACAUGAAGCUCAUGUUCCGGAACGCCAGGCAUUACAACGAGGAAGGCUCCCAGGUAUACAAUGAUGCCCAUAUGCUGGAAAAGAUCCUUAAAGAAAAAAGGAAAGAGCUGGGACCCUUGGCUGAAGAUGAUGAUGUUGCAUCCCCUAAACUAAAGCUAAGUAGGAAAAGUGGCAUUUCUCCCAAGAAGUCCAAGUACAUGACUCCAAUGCAGCAGAAGCUGAAUGAGGUGUAUGAGGCUGUGAAGAACUACACGGACAAGCGCGGGCGGCGGCUGAGCGCGAUCUUCCUGCGGCUGCCGUCCCGCUCCGAGCUCCCCGACUACUACGUCACCAUCAAAAAGCCUGUGGACAUGGAAAAGAUCAGGAGCCACAUGAUGGCAAAUAAAUAUCAGGACAUAGACUCCAUGGUGGAGGACUUUGUCAUGAUGUUCAAUAACGCUUGCACAUACAAUGAACCAGAGUCUUUGAUUUAUAAAGAUGCCCUGGUCCUCCACAAAGUUUUGCUUGAAACACGGAGAGAAAUAGAAGGAGAUGAGGAUUCUCAUGUGCCCAAUGUCACUUUGCUGAUUCAGGAACUCAUCCAUAACCUCUUUGUAUCUGUUAUGAGCCACCAGGAUGAUGAGGGAAGAUGCUACAGCGACUCCUUAGCUGAGAUUCCUGCUGUUGAUCCCAACUUCCCAAAUAAACCUCCUCUGACUUUUGAUAUUAUCCGAAAAAAUGUUGAAAAUAAUCGCUAUAGAAGAUUGGACUUGUUCCAGGAGAACAUGUUUGAGGUACUGGAGAGGGCACGGAGAAUGAACAGGACUGAUUCAGAGAUCUAUGAGGAUGCAGUAGAACUUCAGCAGUUCUUCAUUAAAAUUCGAGAUGAACUGUGUAAAAAUGGAGAGAUUCUGCUGUCACCUGCUCUCAGCUACACCACCAAGCAUCUUCACAACGAUGUAGAAAAGGAAAAGAAGGAAAAGCUGCCCAAAGAAAUAGAGGAGGAUAAGCUCAAAAGGGAGGAGGAGAAGAGAGAAGCUGAAAAGAGUGAAGAUUCCUCUGGAUCAGCUGGGCUGUCAAAUUUGCAUCGGACCUACAGCCAGGACUGCAGCUUCAAGAACAGCAUGUACCAUGUGGGGGAUUAUGUGUAUGUGGAGCCUGCAGAGGCCAACUUGCAGCCUCACAUCGUCUGCAUUGAGAGGCUGUGGGAAGAUUCAGCUGGAGAGAAAUGGCUCUAUGGCUGCUGGUUUUAUCGACCAAAUGAAACUUUUCACCUUGCAACACGAAAAUUCCUGGAGAAAGAAGUUUUUAAAAGUGAUUAUUACAAUAAAGUUCCUGUUAGUAAAAUUUUAGGCAAAUGUGUGGUCAUGUUUGUCAAGGAAUAUUUUAAAUUGUGCCCUGAAAACUUCAGAGAUGAGGACGUUUAUGUGUGCGAGUCGCGCUAUUCUGCGAAGACAAAGUCUUUUAAAAAGAUUAAACUGUGGACUAUGCCUGUGAGCUCUGUCAGAUUUGUCCCACGAGAUGUGCCCCUGCCUGUGGUCAGAGUUGCUUCUGUGUUUGCCAAUACAGACAAAGCAGAUGAGGAGAAACACAGUGAAACACUGGAGGACAGUAAGGUGGGAGAAAGUAUCCUUCAUCUUGAAAAGGACAAAGAAGAUGUUCCAGUAGAAAUGUCCAAUGGGGAACCUGGUUGCCAUUACUUUGAACAGCUCUGCUACAAUGACAUGUGGCUGAAGGUUGGAGACUGUGUCUUCAUAAAAUCACACGGCCUGGUGCGGCCUCGAGUAGGAAGAAUUGAGAAGAUGUGGGUGCGAGAUGGAGCCGCAUAUUUCUUUGGUCCAAUCUUUAUACAUCCUGAAGAAACUGAGCAUGAGCCAACUAAAAUGUUCUACAAGAAGGAGGUGUUUUUGAGUAACUUGGAGGAGACCUGUCCCAUGACUUGCAUUUUGGGAAAGUGUGUCGUUCUGUCAUUCAAAGACUUCCUCUCCUGCAGACCAACAGAAAUCUCCGAAAACGAUGUUUUUCUUUGCGAGAGCCGCUACAACGAAAGUGACAAACAAAUGAAGAAAUUCAAGGGGUUGAAGAGGUUUUCACUGUCUGCAAAAGUUGUAGAUGAUGAAAUAUACUAUUUUAGAAAACCCAUAGUUCCUCAAAAAGAGCCAUCUCCUCUACUGGAAAAGAAGAUUCAGCAGCUGGAAGCAAAAUUUGCUGAGUUGGAAGGAGGUGAUGAGGACAUGGAAGAGAUGGGAGAAGAGGAAGGUGAUAUGACUGAAGCACCUUCUAUGCCUCAGCUUCAGGCCCCCUUAGCCAGUGAUUUGGAUAUAAUGCCUUAUACUCCACCACAGUCCACUCCCAAGUCUGUUAAGGGCAGCACCAAGAAGGAGGGAUCAAAAAGGAAGAUCAACAUGAGUGGGUACAUCUUGUUUAGCAGCGAGAUGAGAGCUGUGAUUAAAGCUCAGCACCCAGACUACUCCUUUGGAGAGCUCAGCAGACUUGUAGGAACUGAAUGGAGAAACUUGGAAGCAACAAAGAAAGCAGAAUAUGAAGGCAUGAUAAGUGGCUAUCCACCGGUGCUGCCACCUUUGCAGGGCCCAGUUGAUGGCAUUGUUAGCAUGGGCAGCAUGCAGCCACUUCACCCAGGGGUGCCCCCACCCCACCAACUCCCGCCAGGUAUGCCAGGCAUCCCAGGCAUCCCACCACCCGGUGUUAUAGGCCAAAAUGUGUCCCCUAUGGUAGGCACUCCAGCACCAGGAGCAAGUCCUUUUGGACAGCAGAUGGGGAUCCUGGGCCCGCCGGGCCAGCAGGCGCCCCCGCCGUACCCAGGGCAGAGCCCUGCCAGCCAGCCCGUCAUGCAGCAGCCCAGCACCCCCAUGUUCGUCUCCCCUCCACCAAAGACACAGAGGCUCCUCCAUUCUGAAGCCUACCUGAAAUACAUCGAGGGGCUCAGUGCUGAGUCAAACAGUAUCAGCAAGUGGGACCAGACCCUUGCAGCACGGAGACGAGAUGUGCACUUGUCCAAGGAGCAGGAGAGCCGCCUGCCCUCGCACUGGUUGAAGAGCAAAGGGGCUCACACCACCAUGGCCGACGCGCUGUGGCGCCUGCGGGACCUGAUGCUGCGUGACACCCUGAACAUCCGCCAGGCCUACAACCUGGAGAACGUGUAGGCACAGCAGCACUCCUGCUCCAGGAGUUCAUGGGACAAUAGCUGGUUUAGUUACUGGGUGGGAAGAGAUAACCAACAAUAAUUUGUAUUGCAUUUUACUGUACAUUGCAAGACCAUUUUUAUAUAAGGACACUUUUAAUAAGCAUAUUUCACUUUUUGUUAUAUUAAGUUGACUUUAUCAAAUACACAGAUUUUUUGCAUAUGUUUCCUUUGUUUGAAAGGCAAUUUCAUAAUUGGUUGAGUGUAGUCAAGGAUUCACCUUUCUUAUACUUUAUUGCUGAGAAUCUGAUGCCAUUGUUUUUAUAUAAAAAAAAAAGGAAAACAAAGUAUUUACAGAUUGAUACAGUGGAAUGUGAAUUAGUCAUAGUUUACAUCCUAUAAGAAUGUGUGUACCUGUGCUUGUGUGUGCUGGCCACUUUGGGCAGAACUGCUCGGGUGUGAACAGGGAGGAUCUCUUAAAAGAAGCUAAAGGUAAGAUAAGCUUUGGCAUUAAGGAAAACUGGCAUUCCAAGUCAACACUGAGGUGGCUGGGUGGGCUCCAGCAGCGCUGGAAGUGCUGGUUGGACGGGACAAGGAUGUCUUGACUGCUCAUGUUGUCCAGUCCUGUCCAGUUAUUUAACUGUGUAGCCAAGGCCAUUGUGAUCCUAAAUCAGUACCACAGUCCCUGUACUGGCAGGCCCUUAGAGGGGAAGUGUUUCAUCUGCCAUGGCCUGUGCUGGGGGUUCUGCGAUGUCCCCAGCAGUGGGACAGGGAAGCUCCUUCCCUGAGAGAUUCUGUCUGUGCUGGAAGAGGCUCACAGAACUUGGAACCAGCCCAGGUUUUGGAAGGUAAGUUAGGGGAGAAAAGUGGAGUUGUUCUGUUAGUGAAGUAAUGUGAUGUUUUUUUAAAUUCACACAUACUCUGUUCAUGAUUGGGCAUUGUAAGACAUUUUUGUAUGCUUUCUUUAAGUGUAUUCAUUAACCUUAGUGAAAGUUCUGCAAUGCAAAUUUGAGUGAAAUUUGAUGCUUAAAUUAACUUGAAAGUAAAAUACUACUGUAUGGGAUGGUAUGUGUAAGGUCAGCAUACCCAGUACAUUGGAGAAAUAGAAUACUUGCAUUGCAAAGCCCUUCAAAGGGUUUGGGUUGGUUUUUUUUCUUUUCUUUUUUUUUUUUUUGUUGUUUUUUUUUGCUUUUUAUCUAAGUAAAGUAGGUAUUGACUCUUCUUGCCAAAUUUCAAGGUUACGGCUGCCUUCUGCUAAAGAUUUACCUGUCCUCAUAACUAACCAACCUUUUGGACUACAAAGUUAUUUGUUUAAAGGUAAAUCCUUUCAUUUAUUUAAUAUUGGAAAAAAGAAUUAAUACUUUGGAUUGCUUUUAGUAACUGGGAAAGCUCUAUGAAUUUGGGAAAAGUCAGCAGGAAUGUGGGCACUGCAACUCAGCCCAAAUUAACUGAUUUACUGAUACACUUCAUUUAUGCUAGAGAUGUUCAUCAUGUGGAAAUGAGUUCUAAAGUCUGUUAGUACAGAACAUUUUCAUUUCAGUAUAUUUGGCAGAAGGUUAAAUUAAAUAUUUUCCUUCAAAUACUGGAUAUCUUGGGGUUUGUUUUGCUGAUGUAAUUAAUACUCAUAAGGGAAGUGACACUUGCAAGUAUAAACUGUGAUUUAAUUUUACUGGCCAAUUCCUCUCCCUCUCUUAUUGAAAUCCUCCAGUCAGUCAUUGUACAAAAUACCCCUGGUAAUUACAAAUAGGCACUUAAAGACAGUUUAGGUCAGAUGUGAAGUGGAUAUGAAGGAAAUGUAAAAAAACAACACAGAGGGAAAUGACAGUUUUGAGCUCUACAAGUAGCACACCCGUGGUACAGAAAUUCUUUACUGGCCUUUGUAAAUUACCAAUUUUAUUUAAUAAAGUAGAAAUUGAAUAGUCUUAGACCACCCCUAUAAAAUGUGUUUAAGUUACCAUAGGUUUUGCAGUUUUUAGCCACAAAGAUGGGAUGUUGAAGUGAAUCAGGCAGCAAAAUCCUAGUUUUUGAGCAUUUGGAACUAUCAUGGAUUGUACUAAUACACCACCAGAUUCUCCUACUUCUCAGCAUUAACAAAAAUUACACCAAAGAACCUGGGAUGAAUUUUAAUUAAAUUAUUGUUUUAUUUAUUUUCUUUUGAGGACUGGAUGGGACUCCCUUUGGAGCCUGUAUAACUCAGAUGUUUAAUUUAUCUGAAGGUCAGUGAUGAGCAGAUGUGCAGCACUGGCUCUCUCCUGCUGAGCAGCCGAAUCCCUCCUUUCACUGCUCUUUCUGGCCCAGGAGCAAGAGAUUGGAAGUGCAAACGAAACCUGGCUCCUCCUUCAUCAAGGCAGUGCAGAGCACUACCACUAAGCCACUGGGCUGGCCCUGAUCAAUUAUUUUAAGCCUUAUUUAUUUCAAAAUCGUUUCUCUCUAAACUGGAGGCAUUUCAGUUGAUUGCAGUGAAAUUUAGGAUAUAAUGGCUACAGUCUAGAAUUCAAAACCAGCAAAAGAAACUUUUCUCACUCUGGUUUAAAAAAAAAAAAAAGACAUGUCUAUCUGUCUUUUUCUCUCUCUGUGGGUGUUUGAGCCCCUCAUCUGUUUUUCACUGCCGUUCAUUGUACUAGCGUAAACAAAACUUUCAUAUUAAAAUAAAAGGAUGUGUGGGCAAUGGUUGGCUUCUGUGAGAGUGGAAAAUAGAUAAAACUAGGACAGGUAUUUUCAUAAACCAGUUGGAGACAACUAAUAAUUAUUUGUUCUCUUCCUCAGUCCUUCCCUUCCAUGAGAAAAUUUACUGUUUGUGUAAAAAUUCAAAACGUUGAUGUUGGUGACUUUUUUUCAGCAUAUGUUUUUGUACCUGGUUUAUCCAUGCUUGGCUUUUCAUUAGAUCUUGUACUCCUGAAGGCUGAGCUGCUAACCAGGUUUAUAACAUGUAUGUACCAUCACUUUGUUUACCUGUGUCUUUUUAAUUUGAAUAAAAAUAGUUUGCAAAGUGUUUUGGAUUUAA